AUGGUGCCCCAAUUGGUACCUGAACAGCUUGCUGUGACGCCUCUCACCGAGUCCGGCUCUGCACGUGAUCCAUUCGACUCUGACAUUGGAGAGAUAUCCUUGGACUCAGAGAGCAGCUCCAUCACCUCUUCGGAUGACACCGACCUAGAGCCCACAAGAGUCCCUCCAGUUGCCAAUCGCGAUGCAAUUCGGCGUCCACCCCCUGAGCCUCCUGUUCAACGCAAAAAUGUCGAGACGGGGCAACGGGAUGAAAUUGCACCUGUUACCUCUAGCCAGACAGAACAGGCGUUUAACGAGAAAUUCCAGCCUGUGGGCCCAGACGUCGAAGCCAGUGUCGUGCCGCCUGCGGUUGUGAUAAAAGAAAAGGCAGAAGAAACUCCAGUCUCUGAUCAAAAACCAAAGGCUGGUUUCUUUCGUCGAAUCCACAACAGUUUCCGAAACACGUAUUGUCCGAAAGAGGAGCCACCCUUAGUGCUUCCAACUUGUCCUAAUGACGAUGAGAAGCUUUCGUACAUUCACACCAACCGGAUCUUGCUUUAUGCCUUUGGCGUUUUUUCGUUCCUAUCUUUAGGUGCCGGUAUGUGGCUCUUUGCUCUCUCUGCGCCGUUCUUCUACUGGUACGGUGUCUUUGCUGGUGCCAUGUGCAUCUACCUGAUCAUCUCGUAUGGUGUCGGGCUCAUCGGUAAGGACUGGGACUAUAAGGCACAUAUUCAACGAGUUGAUGCGUACCCGAUCACUGAGGAAUCGGCACCUACCGUUGACAUCUUCCUACCUUGCUGCUCAGAACCCCUCGAGAUCUUGGAGAAUACUUACAAACACGUCAUUAACCUCGACUGGCCUGCAUCCAAGCUUAAAGUUUAUGUCAUGGAUGACAGCGCGCAAGAUGCUGUUCGCGAGUUAGCAGAGAAAUAUGGCUUCAUUUACCACGUUCGCGACGAUCGGCCUCGCCUGCGAAAGGCGGGCAACUUGCGAUGGAACUUUACCCGCACCGAUGGCGAGUAUUUCGUCAUCUUUGACGCCGACUUCUGCCCCCGACCUGACUUCAUCAAGGAGCUUAUCGUUGAGCAUCUGGACGAUGACAAGACUGCUAUUGUUCAGAGCCCCCAGUGGUUUCGAGUCACUGACGACCAGACAUGGGUUGAACAAGGAGCGGGAGCUACACAGGAAUUGUUCUACCGUGUCGUCCAAGUCAAUAGAAACAGAUGGGGCGCUUCUAUCUGUGUUGGCAGCAAUGCCAUGUAUCGUCGAGCUGCCUUAACUGAAGUAGGAGGUACUGCAGAGAUUGGAUUUUCCGAGGAUGUCCACACAGGUUUCGGCGCUGUUGACCGUGGCUGGAAAGUCAAGUAUAUCCCUUUGUGUCUGGCCACUGGUGUUUGCCCCGCCGGUCCUCGAGCGUUCUUCUCACAGCAAAUGCGAUGGGCCAGAGGUAGUACAACUCUACUCACUAAUCCUCAUUUCUGGACUUCAAACCUCAACUUUAUGCAAAAGCUAUGCUACAUCUCUGGCUUCCUCUACUACUCAGCAGUAUCACUCAAUAUCUUCCUCUCGCCCAUCGCCGGCACGCUGCUCCUUGCCUUCCGCUCGGAAUGGUUCAAGGCCUGGAACCUUGCAUUCGCUUUGCCGUCCAUCUUCUAUGGAAUUGUCGUUUUCAAAGUGUGGACCAAGGCCUCCUACGGCUUCAGCGUGCAGCACGUCAUGGUAAUCAUGUCUUAUGCAUACUUGUCAGCUAUUAAGGACCGCUUGUUCAACAUCGAGCUGCUUUGGGUUGCCUCAGGUGACUCUAAAGCACACAAGUCCAACAAGUAUCGCAACAUGCGCAUUCUUUGCUGGCUCUGGACUAUUACUGUUACAGGCGCUAUGACUGGCGUUGUGGUAUGGAGGUUGUUGACCGGAUUCACUUGGUAUCAUACUUUACCACUCAUGGUCAUUAACCUCUAUAACUUCUACAUUGCUCACCGUUUUCUGUUCUGCAAUUGGUAA
Fusarium redolens is the source of this 1980-nucleotide messenger RNA. RefSeq names its product family 2 glycosyl transferase. The record is from RefSeq and is a predicted model, not a curated record. Lineage: Eukaryota; Fungi; Ascomycota; Sordariomycetes; Hypocreales; Nectriaceae. Bases 1 to 1980 code for a protein of 659 amino acids. The transcript has 5 exons.